AUGGUGAUAUUGCGGGAUAGGGGAGACGUGGCUGGCGGUGGGGGCCAGUGGCGACGCCUCCACAGCCGCCUUGGCUUGCUCCGUUCCGUGCAACCCUCGGGCGGGGCCAUGGGUGGCCACGCUGCUCAGCGGGAUCCUGCUGUGGGCGGCAGGCGGGCUGAGCCGCAGUGCCCCUGCAGGGCGACCGGCACCAAGCCCAGCCUGCCCACGGGUGGUGCUCUGUGCAACCACACUGUCAUGACUGCUGCGGAUAUCCUUGUGCUCGUGUCCAGUGGCAAAGAGAAAGAAACUGGUCAGAAAAUAAACAUCCAAGAAUACUAUCUUGGGAAAAUGAAUAACCCACCGUCAGAACCAUAUCAAAAAGAAAAGGAAAAUCCAAAAGAGAUACCUACAGAAAAUACAGAAGAGCAAAUGACUCCAUACUAUCCUGUAGAAAUGAGAAAUGGCACACCUUGUAGCUUCAGACAAAACCUACCCGGAUCAAGCACAGUGAUGUAUACCUGCCAUCAAGCUAAGCACGAGAUCCUCUCUGUAGCUGAAAUCACAACCUGCGAAUAUGAAGGGAUUAUACUGUCACCUCUGUUAUGCAGCCAUCCUAAAUAUGGGUUCAGGGCUUCCCCUGUGAAUGGCAUUUUUUCCCAGCCACUACCAUGCUUGCCACUUAAACCCCAUAACCUGGAAGAGCUGGAGAAACAGCAAGAAUUGUUGAAGAUGCCUUUUAGAAGAACUAAGGAGGAAGAAAUGCAUUCAACAAAAGAAAAGAAAUCUUCCAGCCAUAAACCGGUAGCUGUUGGAAACUACCAACUAUUGAUUGUGGGAACAACCCGUAUCUCCAAACUGACUGAUGACCAAUUUACAAAGGAGUUUCUCAGUAGUCCCUACUGCUUCCAUGAGGGAGUUGGUUGGUGGAAGUGCAAAUAUGUUACCACGAAGAUAAGGAAAGCAGAUGAGGUCCCACCAAUGCUGCAGCAUUUUGGCAGAAAAGAACCAACCCAACCUAGUAGGAGGUGGCGGACCCAGGGAUGGGCUGCUGAGAAAAGCAGUACCACUGAUAACAUGGGAGUAAGGUUCCAUGUCCUUCCUGUACUGAGGAGACCAGAACUGGACACUGUCGACGCGGGGGUCUCAGACACCAUGGGCACGAUCAAUGUGAUCAAGCAGUGCCAAUUUAUUCAGGGUUCCAAGCGCGCUUAUAUGCAAGGCUCCCCGUACACACGAGCGCUUCUUUACAAUGAUUGGGACAGGGACAACGCGAAGAGGCGGCCAGGAGGGCGGCUUCAUCGGCAGGGCGUCCGAGUCACACGCCGCCUGGAGCUGGUGAAGAGAUUGGACACUGAGCCGUCGCACUGGGGAAGGGUUUUCUCAUGGCGUCUCUGCAGAUCGAAAGCAUGUCCACGUACACAACUGGCGUAUUUCCAUUCCUGCCUUUAG
Molecule: messenger RNA, 1431 nt
Organism: Tinamus guttatus (white-throated tinamou)
Lineage: Eukaryota; Metazoa; Chordata; Aves; Tinamiformes; Tinamidae
Source: RefSeq, a predicted model, not a curated record